AUGAAAGUCAGUUUGGAUUUUCAAGAAGUGAUGAAUGAGUUCGCAAAUACAAAGCUGUCAUACAUCUCCAUUGCCUACAGCUUGCAUAAACUUGUCAUCACAAGAGGUGUGUUGGAAAAAUUAAUAGAUAAUACAACUGAAUACUCAAAUUUAGAGUAUGUAGCAUUAUGGGAAAAACAGUGUAAUGCUGUAGCUGCCUUUCUUGUUUUCUUCGUCUGGAUAAAAGUAUUGAAGUAUAUUAACAUAACCCACACAACAGCUCAACUGAAUGAAGCACUUAAACGGUGUGCUAAAGAUCUUGCUGCUUUUGGAUUAUUGUUUUUCAUUGCUAUUUGUGCAUAUGCCCAACUGGGAUAUAGCCUUUUUGGAACAAAGGCAAGGGACUUCAGAGGAAUUGGAAUAUCUGUGGUGACUCUUUUGCGGACUAUUGUGGGAUAUAAUAUUUAUGAAUCAAUUCAGAAAGCUGAUUGGUUUUUUGCUCCUAUAUACUAUAUUGCAUAUGUAGUAUUUGUUUUCCUCAUAUUAUUGAAUAUGUUUAUUGCAAUUAUUGUAUAUUCAUAUUCAGAAGUAAAAGCUGAGAUAGCUGUUAUGGAUGAUGAUUUACAUUUGACUGACUUUUUGAAAAGACACUUCAAAAAUGUGAUGGAGAAAUUUGGCGUAUACAGCACAUAUGAGCCAAAGUCUAAGGACAAAGAGAAGAAGCUCACAUAUAACGAUAUUAGAGAAAUUUUACGAGAGUGCAAAUUUACAGAUUUGGAGAUAGAAAUGUUUUUUGCAAAAUACGACAUCACAGGAGAAAGAAUAGUAACUGAACAUGACACACACAGAAUGUUACGUGAUAUGGGAUGGGUGGACAAGGAAGACGAAGAUGUGGAACCAGAAGAAGAUUCUGGUGUGUCUGUAGAUGAAUUUGAAGAGUAA
This is a messenger RNA of Schistocerca piceifrons (Central American locust), 921 nucleotides long. Its product is annotated as polycystin-2-like. Gene Ontology annotation, molecular function: calcium channel activity; calcium ion binding. Lineage: Eukaryota; Metazoa; Arthropoda; Insecta; Orthoptera; Acrididae. Gene Ontology annotation, cellular component: membrane. The transcript is spliced from 7 exons. The record is from RefSeq and is a predicted model, not a curated record. Gene Ontology annotation, biological process: detection of mechanical stimulus. Bases 1 to 921 code for a protein of 306 amino acids.